Messenger RNA from Racocetra persica, 157 nucleotides. Lineage: Eukaryota; Fungi; Glomeromycota; Glomeromycetes; Diversisporales; Gigasporaceae. The record is from the annotation of a GenBank genome assembly.
AUGCCGGAAAAACCAGAAUCAGCAUCAUGGAGUUCUUAUUUUGACAGAGUCAAACCAAAGUUAUAUAAACUAAAAGUAGAUCUUUCAAAUUUGAAAAAAUAUGAAUCGAACGAACAGAAAAUAGGUGCUAAGAAGAUGAACAAUAAUCGCAAGGAAA